AUGUCGCUGCCGCGGUGUUUGACUGCGGACUUUUUUUCCUCCCUGGCGGACUCCGUUGCCAAAGCUGGCGACGGUUUCUUCCAGGAAGUUCACGACUGCUGCUCGGCCGUCAAAAUUCUCUGUCUACAACAGUCCUGCGUCGCCGAGAACAAGUACCUGGUGGAAGUGCUGGAUGGAUCCGUUCCGGUGAAAUACAAACACACCUGCCUCGCGCUGGUUCCUCCAACCGCUGACGGCGAUAAGCAGCUUGUAGGCAAGGUCAUAAGCUUCAACCAGUACAAGAUAACGCCCACCAAAUCGCGUUACCUUAUCAUACUCACCAAGAUCACUAUCGUCCCCGGCGAUUACAGGCACCUAACAUGUCAGCUUGGGCCGGCAUUGGUAUACCAUCCGGGGCUCUCUAUACAGCAGCCGGGACAAACUCCGCCGUCGGCAAUGUGCGUGGCUAAUGACAGCGGCUAUAAUGAGUGCAGGCAACCUCAGGCAGCUGGAGUAGCGGCUGCUGGGCCCAUUAGGAAGCACGAGGAAUCGUUGGCGCAGCGGAAGGCCCAUGGCGCCCCUUACCCGGCAACAACCUCAAAGCCGGUAGUGAAGACGGCCGAUGCGGGUUCUGCCGCGCAAAUCAGCAUAUCAGAUCUCACGAUAUACACGCCUAAGUGGAUUAUACGAGCCAGGGUCUCGCACAAGUCCCAAAUCAGGAAGUUCAACAACCAAUGGGGAGAGGGACAGCUAUUCUCCGUCGAUCUCUGCGAUGCCGAUGGCGAGAUCCGCGCUACGUUUUUCGGAGAAGCUGUGACCAAGUGGUACUACUUCCUCGAGGAGGGGCAGGUUUACUCCUUCAGCGGUGGCCAGCUCAAACCGGCGAACAAAAAGUUCAACAACCUGUCACAUUCUUGCGAAAUCUCGAUGGACGAGAACGCACAGAUACAGCUCGACCAGAAUGACAUCUCGAUUCCGGCCCUACGCUGCACCUUCACGCCGAUCAGCCAAAUCGAGGGCUUGGAGGUUGGCGCCAUCAUUGACGUCAUCGGGAUCAUCGUAAAGACGAGAGACACAAAGCUAGUUCAGCACAAGGGGUCCGGUUCAAACAUCGAAAAGCGCGAUGUCAUGCUCUGCGACAACAGCGGAGCGAGCAUAUGGCUCACUUUGUGGUCGAAGAAGAUCCAACACUUUCAAAACAAUGAAUUGGAUGGGCACCCACUGGUGGCGUUCAAAGGUGUCAAGGUUGGCGACUGGCAAGGCAGGAGGCUGGACACCCAAGGUUCAACCAAGAUCACUGUCGACCCAGUUAUCGCAGAGGCCGCUGAAAUCAGGCAGUGGUGGACCACGACCGGCUGCCAGAUGCGCUUCGAUGCCGGCCGUCAGACACCAGAAGUUCACAUAGAGGACAUAGUUUCCAUUCGCCAAAUCACCAAGGCGGCGAAUCAGGCACUGCAGUUCAAGUCGCUGGGCGACAAUGGAAUCACGUUCACCACCCGCGGCAUAGUCGAAGUCAUCAAGGAAUCCACCUUUUCCUGGCCCGCCUGUUUGGAGUGCCACCGGAAGAUGGUCAACGACCAGGGCCAGUGGACGUGUACCAGGUGCGGCGCGAGGUCGAAGCCGAAGCACACCUACAUCCUCUCACUGAAAAUCGCGGAUGACACAGGCCACCUCUGGGCGUCAGCCGCGAACACUGUCGGCGCCGAGAUCAUGAACUGGGUGCCGGCGGAGGAGUUGCUAUCGCUGUUCGAGGGGGGCGAGGUAAACGCAGACGGGAAGAACUUCAUGAACGUCUUCGAGGAGGCAAGGCUGUCUGAGUUCAUCUUCAAGAUUAGGGUCACCAGCGAGAAGUACAUGGACGAGCUGAGGAUCAAGUAUCGCAUCGCAAAAGCGCUCAGGAUGGGCAAGUACAUGGAUUCUGCCAUCAACUGCCGCAUCAAGGACAUCAACGCGCUGCUCGAAUGA
Molecule: messenger RNA, 1944 nt
Organism: Babesia ovata
Lineage: Eukaryota; Apicomplexa; Aconoidasida; Piroplasmida; Babesiidae
Product: replication factor A
Exons: 9
Coding region: 1-1944 (647 amino acids)
Biological process (GO): DNA replication; DNA repair; DNA recombination
Cellular component (GO): nucleus
Molecular function (GO): DNA binding
Source: RefSeq, a predicted model, not a curated record